Messenger RNA from Rodentolepis nana, 1245 nucleotides. The record is from the annotation of a GenBank genome assembly. NCBI's taxonomy places the organism in Eukaryota, Metazoa, Platyhelminthes, Cestoda, Cyclophyllidea, Hymenolepididae.
AUGUCGAAUAAUAGGGGUUCUAUCACUAAAGGAACGGAAGUUAGGACUGAAAGAAAGGAAGCUUUUAUUCAACGACAUUUUUCUUAUAAAGAAUGCACCCAGUUUAUUCCACUGGAUGGCUCUACUAACGCUCAAAACCGAUGCUGUUGUGGCGAAAAAAAGUUUCAUCAUUUUGUGUCCGAGAACUAUCGAACAAACGUGCAAAAAUGGUCACCAGAUUUGAUUGAGACUAUCGGACCCACAAAUGCUUACGGUGUAAUUGAUUUUUAUUCAGGAGCUCAUCAAUUAAACAAAUCGGCAGAGGGAUUGUUGGGAGCUGUAAAUGCUUCUAACGCUUGGAUAAUAUCACACGGACUUCAAUGUGAUUUGACUAAAAUAGUCAGUGACGCUAUAAGUCGGUCAGAAAUCAAUAGCUUUGGAAACGACAGAGAAUUGCAAAAAAUUGUCUGCAUUGGAAUCACUCCUUGGGGAUACAUUCGUAAUCGCUCCGAUCUUGUUCAUUCAGUCUGCUACCGAUCACCCCAACCACAAACUCAAUACCGAAUUAAUAAUACGAAUUCCAAAAUGGGUCCACUUUCUCUGAACACAAAUCACACUCAUUACAUCCUUUGUGAUAAUGGAAUUCGUAAUAACUUCAUUGGUAGCGGUGUAAAUCAAUUUCGGAUGAAAUUCGAAAGUCUUCUCUCAGCUUCACCUAAAAAGGGUGGAUGUGGAAUACCUGUUGUGCUAUUAAUUAUCGGAGGAGGAUAUAGCACCUUAGAAAUUGCUGCCCAAAGACUUCAACAUGGAGUACCUAUUGUGAUUUGUGGAUCUACAGGUGGAAUUGCCGAUAUUCUGGAAAAAGCUCUUCAAUUCCGGAAUUCAAAUAAGGCGUUGAAAGGCUUAUGCCAAGAACAAGCGAAUCAGAUUUAUUCAAUGCUCCAAAACCUCUUAAUUGAAGAAGCAGAAGAAGUAACCCAAGAGUAUUCCGCUGAAAAGGGCUUUGAACUGAUUCAAACCAUACUCUCGAAUGAAGAUUUCGUGAGCUUUUUUAAUCCGGACUGUAUUAUUUCCAAUAACAGUCUUGAUAGAACAAUACUGUUCUCGCUGAUCAAAUGUAUGUCCACCAAUCCAAUUGAUCAGCUUAUGGUUGCCUUAAAAUUCGGUCGAAUUGAUGUUGUCAAUCGGCAGAUGUUUGAAGACAAUUGCUUUAGUAUUCGCACAUCUGUUAAUAGGGCCAUUGAAUUAGUUAUUAUUGAAUUGUAA